AUGCAGGACCCACCCAAGCAGCCUUUACAUCAAGGCAAUGAGAGAAAAAGACACUAUAGAGGUGUUAGGCAGAGACCAUGGGGCAAAUGGGCAGCCGAAAUCCGUGACCCUAAAAAAGCAGCUAGAGUGUGGCUUGGCACGUUUGACACGGCAGAAGCUGCAGCAUUUGCAUAUGAUGAUGCUGCUUUGAAAUUCAAAGGAACCAAAGCCAAGCUCAAUUUUCCUGAACGUGUUGUUGCUUCAUCAGCCUACUCUACUACUUCAGCUUCGGCUCUUGUUUCGACCUCUGCUUUUACUUCUACUUCGGCAUUGCCUGUUUAUGAUCAACCUCUUGCACCUACCUUAUUAUCUAAUGAAGAAGGUUUUCCAAACCUAAUGCAGUACGCGCAGCUGCUUUGGAGUAGGGAUGAUGAUGAUGUUCAACGUGCUACUUCGGGUCUUCAUUAUCAUUCCAAUGAGGAUUCGAGUUCAACAUUGUUCUCAUCAAUAUAUACUUCUGUGUCUGAUCAACAGCAGAUAUAUAAUUGGAGAUAA
Molecule: messenger RNA, 534 nt
Organism: Gastrolobium bilobum
Lineage: Eukaryota; Viridiplantae; Streptophyta; Magnoliopsida; Fabales; Fabaceae
Product: ethylene-responsive transcription factor ERF113-like
Exons: 2
Coding region: 1-534 (177 amino acids)
Biological process (GO): regulation of DNA-templated transcription; ethylene-activated signaling pathway
Molecular function (GO): DNA-binding transcription factor activity; DNA binding
Source: RefSeq, a predicted model, not a curated record